Fusarium redolens is the source of this 1224-nucleotide messenger RNA. Its product is annotated as Sin-like protein conserved region-domain-containing protein. Gene Ontology annotation, biological process: DNA-templated transcription. Gene Ontology annotation, cellular component: nucleus; RNA polymerase III complex. The record is from RefSeq and is a predicted model, not a curated record. Lineage: Eukaryota; Fungi; Ascomycota; Sordariomycetes; Hypocreales; Nectriaceae. The coding region runs from base 1 to 1224 and encodes 407 amino acids. The transcript is spliced from 2 exons.
AUGUCUACGACAUCGAAUACACCGGCUCCCGUGGCCUCAAUGGACGUCGAUGAUAUGGACAUUGACUCCAGCGUCAAGCCCUCCACAACCAACAAUCCCACCACGAUAAACGACGAUGACGAUGACGAUCCAGUCACCGCAACAUAUAACGUCUUUAUCAAUCCAUCUCUACCGUUAGGCCGCCGUCUUCUCGUUCUCCAACAUCCCAAUCGCACCGAUGACUCUCCACGACCUCCCCCAACCGAAUUGCGCGUGAAGGCUCAAGCUGGUAUGGUUGAAGUCGAUGUACCCCUCGACAACACAGUCGCCUAUGAUCGGGAGAAGGGUCUUAGGUGGGGAAAGACAUUACAUGCUUCUAUGGCGACCAAGAAUGGUGGCAGUCAUGGUUUGGCUGGUGGUUUUGGCUUCGGUACGGUUCAGGCUCGAGGUGGCAGGAAAAAGGCCGAGGACGAAGGAGAGAACGUGGAUUGGGCAGAGGCCGUCAGGCAGGAUAAAGUACUUCGGACACAGACCCUUGGUGGGCAGUAUCCUGAGUAUAAGGAGGUCCAGCAUAUGGUUGGUGUCUUUCAAGGCAAGGACUUACAUCUUACGCCUGUAUCAUCACUUGUCCAUCUACGCCCACAACUUCACCACAUUGACGCAGCCGUUCAACAAGAACGCCAAGCCGCAGCUACCAAGGAGUCGGCUCCAAGCACAGCAGGCGGCACCGCUCGCGCAAUUCAUAUGACUGUUAAGGCUACUGGCGAUGGUGAUACAGUUACCACCGAAACCAUGGCUGAUCGUCUAAGAGCUGUGCAGACAGAGCACUGGCGAACUAUGCACUACACAGAUGAGAAUGAGGAGGCUGCAUGGGAGGUUUAUAACGAAAGCCUCUUCCUGCGCCCUACUCAAGAAGGGGCCGCGGAAGAAGCAGAGAAAGCCGAUGAUGCUGAGGAAAAUGAACCACCACUUGAAGAGUCCGUGCCAAAGUUCGCUCGUCGAUGGGAUGAUGAUGAGCUACUUGAGGCUGUUAGUGGUAUCAAGAAGCCACAGCCGGCGCCAGAGCCAGUUAAAGAGAAUCCCAAGCCAAUUGCUCCCACCAAGCAGCCAGAGCAACCUGCGCCAGCGUCGGAAGAGGCACGAAAGCCCAAGCUUCGCCCACGAGGCGGAGCGGCUGGAAGCGUUCCUCGACGGGGAGGUAGACCUCGAGCUACGGCUUCAAAGACGGCCAACGUUGAUGGAUGA